Messenger RNA from Pogona vitticeps (central bearded dragon), 798 nucleotides. NCBI's taxonomy places the organism in Eukaryota, Metazoa, Chordata, Lepidosauria, Squamata, Agamidae. The record is from RefSeq and is a predicted model, not a curated record.
AUGGCAACCAAGAUCCCUGGAUGGAAUGCUGCCAAGCCUGGCAUUUCUUCCAAAGGCUGGUCAAUGCAUGUCCCCGCUGAGGUGACGGGUGAAAUUGGCAAGACCGUCACCUUGCCAUGCACUUUUACACACCCGCACAACAUGUUCGACAAGACUCUGACAGCUAUUUGGCGGGUGAAGGAGCCGUACAACGGGACGGUUGUUUUCCAGUGCGUCGCCCACAGCUCCAGCGAUUUCUGCAAAGCCACUGCUGGGACGAAGAACCGGUAUAAGCUUCUGGGGAACCCAAGACAGAACAACCUCUCCCUCCAGAUCGACAGCCUAGCGUGGAAUGACAGCAACAGAUACUUCUGCCGGGUUGAGUUCUCCGGGGACAUCCAUGACAAGUACGAAAGCCGGAUGGGCCUCAGGCUGCGCCUCAUCGCUCCACCCAGGAUCGUGAACAUCUCUGUCCAGACUGGGCAGGAUCAUGCCUUCCAUGCCAGGUGCACGGCCGAAGGGGAGCCGCUCCCCACCCUGACAUGGACUGGUCCCCAGUCCAGCAACCUCACGUCCGUCUCCAGUGCCGUUCACCAGGUCACCAGGGAACUCCAGCACCUGGCUCAUGAUGGAAAGUACACCUGCACCGCCGUUAACAGCCUUGGAGCAGCGGAAGGGGCGGUCUAUUUUUACAAGUUCAAAGCCGGAGGGAGCUCCUGGCUCCUCGCCCUCUUGUUCGUGGCCCUGGGGAUCAAAUUGCUGGCCCUGGUGGUGAUACUAGGGGUCGGUGCUUGCUGGAAGGGAGGAAGCUCCACCUAG